This is a messenger RNA of Rotaria sordida, 1931 nucleotides long. The record is from the annotation of a GenBank genome assembly. NCBI's taxonomy places the organism in Eukaryota, Metazoa, Rotifera, Eurotatoria, Philodinida, Philodinidae.
AUGUCUUUGAAUCAUUCAAAACGUUCAUUACAAUCAUCAUCAAAUUCUGAUACAUCACCUAUAAAAAAGAAAACUAAAAUUGCAUUAAAACGAAGCUUUACACAUUCAUCGUCAUCAUCAUCAAGUGAUGAUCUAGAUAUUCCAGUGUCUUCAACAACUCGUCGAAAUGUUUCUACUUCAAAACAGCAUACAUCAGUACCAUUAUCAAAACCUAUUGAAACAUCUCCAUCAACACCUACACCUACACCACCACCACCACCACAACCAUCAGGUCGUAUUCAAAUUCAACGUUCAUCAUCGUCAUCAUCAGCAUCAUCAGAUGCUUCAAAUGGUAGUGAUGAAAUUGUAACAAAACGUACUAGACAACGACGUAAAAAACCAACUGUUUCAACUGAACGUUCAAAUAUUUUAAAACAAAUGAAACGUAAAACACAAGAAAAGAAAAGUUCACUUACAACAACAACAACAACAACACCACCACCAACUACUACUACAACUAUUACUGAUAAUAAUAAUAAUACUAGUCAUAAUGAUAGUGGAAAUAGUGUAAAUGGUACAAAAAAAUGUUCAUUUCAAUUUAGUGAUGAUGAUGAGGAUGAUGAUAAUACUAAUAAUAAUGAUGAUCAAAAUCAUAAUACAAAAACAACUACUAAUAAUGAUAUUGAUGAUGGUGAAACAACUGAAAGUUAUGAAGUUGAAAAUGAUAAUGAAGAUAAUCAUAAUAAGAAAAAUAGUAAUAUUAAAAAUGAAUAUGAAUAUGAUGAAGAUGAAGAAGAAAAUAGUUCUCCAACAAAACGAAAACAAGGUCAUAAUGGUAGAAAAAAUAUUCGAAAAAUAAUUGAUGAUAAAGAAUUAGAUAUUCAAACUAAACAAGCUGUUGAAAUUGAAUUAGAACGUCGAAAACGUAUUGCAGAAAAACAAAAAGAAUAUAAUGAUAAUUUACUUGAAAAAUCAACAUAUAUAAUAAAUAAAGAAAAUGAACAAAUAAAUAAUUCAAAUCGUCGUUUAAUACUUGAAUUAGAUAAAAUAACAAAUGAACCAUUAAUUGAAGUUUCAUUAAAAUUAGUUCAACAAUUAAAACCACAUCAAUGUGAUGGAAUAAGAUUUUUAUGGAAUAAUGUAUUUGAAUCAAUUGAUGCAAUUGAAAAUAAAAAACAAGGAAAUGGUUGUAUAUUAGCACAUUGUAUGGGUUUAGGAAAAACUUUACAAGUUAUUAGUUUUAUUCAUACAAUUUUUAAUUAUGAUAAAAUAACCAAUGUUCGAACAUGUCUUGUUCUUUGUCCAAUUAAUGCUGGUAAUAUAUUAUUUAUAUAAAGCAUUCUAUCGGAUUAGAUGAUCUAUUUAGAAAUGAGAAAAAAACAAUAUAUCAUGUUGCCGAGGCAUGUCGAAUGAUAUAUAUUGUGCUCUUUGGUAUCAAUCGAAAUUAUUUGUAAAAGCUUUUUCUUGCAUACAGUUUUAUAAAACUUUUGACAAGCUACAAGUUCAUAUACUUGACAUUUUUUAUCAUUCCUAUUUUUGAUAGAAAAAAAUGUAAUUUUUCAAUGAUUUAUCACCGUUUUUCACUAAUGGCAAGUUUCUAUGUGUUCAAUAUUGUAAACCAAACUUUCUCAGAAAUUACUUGCGAUGUAACAUUACAAAACAUACUAUUUGGAAGUUCUCGAAGAUAAGUGCAUGAUAUUCAAAAUAGUCUUGCAUUGAGAAAUUUCAAUCGACUUUCACAUCAAUCUUUCUCUUUCAGUAUUGUAUUUCGACUAUCAACAGUCGAUUCUCGUGUGAAAUAAACAUGUUAUUCGGAAUCAGCAUAACAAACUGCAUUGAAUAACUUAUAUUUUAACUAAAUAUUUUUUCCAUCAAAAUUCGAACUGUACUUUCCUUCACCCAUUGUUUUUUUAAUUUCACCCUGUAGUUCCCCGGGGAUCAAAUUUCGACGG